Molecule: messenger RNA, 486 nt
Organism: Meloidogyne enterolobii
Lineage: Eukaryota; Metazoa; Nematoda; Chromadorea; Rhabditida; Meloidogynidae
Source: the annotation of a GenBank genome assembly
AUGCUGCAGCAUCUAUUCAGACAUGGAAUCCGCUAUCCUACUUGCGCUGCACAGUAUACUGUUGAAGAGCAUGUUCCGAUGUUACAACGUUAUCUGAAUUUGCGUUUUCCUGGCAAGUACAGAAUAUCUGUGUUUGGAGAACAAGGAAAAUUGCGCCCGUUAUGGAAAGGAACGGAAAGGGCAGAGCAUGAAAUUACUUUAUACUUAAAAGAAGAACAUUAUUAUGGAAUCAGAAAUGUUAAUGCACUUUUUGGAUCGUAUUAUUGUAUUGACUGUGAGGCUCCUUAUACUAAGAAAGUUGAUCAUCGCAAAAAAUGCGUCGCUAAAUGCCCUCGAUGUUGUGGAAUGGGUUUUGGAUUUCCAUGCAAAGUGCUUGAAGACUUUUCAAAAAAAUGUUUAAAAUGUUUAAAUAUAUUUAAAAAUCCCGACUGCUAUAAAAGACAUAUAGAGAAAGGAAUUUGCAAGAUCUUUAAACGGUAUUAUUAA